AUUUCUGAGUGAAGUUUCGUAGAAAUGUUGAUUAACCAACGUCACUUGUUCAUUAAAGUAAUUAAGAAAGUAAGAAAUGCUGAAAAUAAUAUUUUAACAAAUACAUUAUAAAAUUGCCAGUCUCAACACACAUCUUUAGCGCCACAUCUACAUCGCAGCGUACCAAGUAAUGUUUAACACAAUUGUAUAAUUGCUGAGGCGGUUGAUUGUACAUUUCUGCAAUGAUGGUGCGCGUUUCUUAAUAUUUAAGGAAGUAAGCUCGAUUUGUAAGCCCAAUACAGUGCACAAAUGAAUUUUCUGGGGCGCACUGACCACACACAUUCUAACCCAAGUCACAGUACAGCCACGCCAAUCCACAACACGAAUUACGAAUAUCGACAGCUUGAGAGCACCCCGCGCACAUCACAUCACUCAAAUACAACUCAUUCAAGAUCCGUGAUGUAUACACGCGAUUGGCGUUCGGCGCUACGUACACCACCAACAUACAGAAUUGGAAAUCGCACAUUACGAUUCAAUUAUCACUUCGCGCUACUGGUCAUCUGCGUAAUUGUAUUAUGCUUCCUAUUUGCUUACGUUCGUACGGGAUCACAAUCUUCUUCGGACGCAGCAUGGCUCAAAACUUAUAGUAGUUCCACACGCAGUAGCUCAUCUGUAAAAACACCAAACAAUGGCGAUGGUGCUGUUUACAACGCUAAAUAUCCACUCACCUCACCACUUAUUGGACAUGCCAGCGAGAUAACAUAUCGGAUAGCAAUAGUAGCCGACAUGGACACCAACUCGAAAGUUAUCAAAAAAGAUGGAAGUACUGUAUGGCAAAGCCACCUGAAAAAGGGAUAUUUAUCAUAUCGAAUGUCAAAGCAAGAAAUCACAAUUAAAUGGGACGUAGGUGCUCCUGUAACAUUAGAAUCAAGCUUUUCUCUGAAAGGACGUGGCAUGGAAUUAUCGGAGCUCGUAACAUUUAAUGGAAAAUUACUUAGUUUCGACGAUCGAACUGGUUUAAUUUACGAUAUUACUAAUGAUAUCCCCAUACCAUGGAUUAUAUUACUCGAUGGAAACGGGAAAAAUUCUAAAGGCUUCAAAGCGGAAUGGGCUACUGUGAAAGAUCAACAGUUAUAUGUUGGUUCGAUGGGCAAAGAAUGGACUACAAGUUCAGGAGAAUUUGAGAACGAAAAUCCAAUGUAUGUGAAGGUUAUAUCCCCUAGUGGUGAAGUACAUUCGCUGGACUGGGCAUUCAAUUUUAAAAUGUUGCGUCAAGAAUCAAUGCAAAUAAAUUGGCCUGGUUAUAUGAUACACGAGAGUGGGGUGUGGUCACCAAUCCAUAAAAAAUGGUAUUUCCUUCCGAGGCGCUGUUCACGGGAAAAAUACAACGAAACGCGGGAUGAACAUAUGGGGUGUAACUUGCUCAUAUCAGCAGAUGAGCACUUUACGAAUAUCCACACUGUUAGUAUGGAUGCUAAAACGGCAAUUCCAACACAUGGAUUUUCCAGUUUCAAAUUCAUGCCAAACACCGAUGAUAAAAUAAUAGUAGCCAUUAAAAGCGAAGAGUUAGACGGCAAGACAUCGACAUUUAUUACAGCAUUUGAUAUUGAAGGGCACACGAUAUUACCGGAGCAACGCAUCGAUACCGAUUUGAAGUAUGAAGGCAUCGAAUUUAUCUAAAUUGUGGAGUGAAAACGUGCUGCUGGAUAAAAUUGUAAUGUUGUAACACACAGCCAAACGUCAAAUAAAAUACUGCGCCGAAAAAUGUAUAUAACA
Molecule: messenger RNA, 1755 nt
Organism: Zeugodacus cucurbitae (melon fly)
Lineage: Eukaryota; Metazoa; Arthropoda; Insecta; Diptera; Tephritidae
Product: apyrase
Exons: 3
Coding region: 289-1659 (456 amino acids)
Biological process (GO): proteoglycan biosynthetic process
Molecular function (GO): calcium ion binding; UDP phosphatase activity; GDP phosphatase activity
Source: RefSeq, a predicted model, not a curated record